Molecule: messenger RNA, 5132 nt
Organism: Symsagittifera roscoffensis
Lineage: Eukaryota; Metazoa; Xenacoelomorpha; Acoela; Convolutidae
Product: transmembrane anterior posterior transformation protein 1 homolog
Exons: 9
Coding region: 24-1991 (655 amino acids)
Biological process (GO): positive regulation of cilium assembly
Cellular component (GO): endoplasmic reticulum membrane; ciliary basal body
Source: RefSeq, a predicted model, not a curated record
GUUUUGUGCCGCAACUUAAAAAGAUGGCGGCCUUUUCAACCACCCGUGAGCUCAAAGCAACUUACAACAGUGAAAACGUCAAAAGCACAAAUUUCCAGUACGAUUUGGUCUCAAAUUUAGCCGACAUGUCUUACAUGAAAUACUUCGAAAUGGAAAUUAAAAAUACAUACGAGCUAAAUAACGAACAUGAAAAAUACGAAGAGAAAAUUGAGAAAGUCUACACUUUGAUCAGAAUUCCGUUUCACCUGGAACGAUUUUUCUAUUACGGAUUUUUGCUAGCCCUAGAUUCGUUCAUGUUUGUGCUUGCCACGUUACCCAUUCGGUUGUUUUUGAUUAUCAAGUCAAUUUUAAGGCACUUUUUUCGGCCUUCAAAAAUAGGCGUUUCAUCUCGGAGGAAAAACAUUUUGGAGCCAGCUCAGAUUUGCGACGUUGUUAGAGUUCUGUUGACACUGUUUUGUUGCUGUAGUUUGCAGUGGAUUGAUUUGUCUUUUCUCUAUCAUCAGGUGCGUGGUCAGAAUGUUUUGAAGGUGUACAUUAUCUUCAACAUGUUAGAUGUGGCCGACAGACUCUUUUCCACUCUUGGACAGGAUUUGAUGGACACUGUGUUCUGGACUGCCACCAGAAUAUCACAGAUAGAACCAGUGAGCGUGUCAGCUGUGAGGGCUCUGCUGAAGUUCCUGCUGCAGUUCUACUUGGCCUUCAUGUACAUCUGUCUUCACUCUGUCAUCAUUCUACUUGAGGCCACCACACUUAACGUGGCCUUCAACUCACACAACAAGAGUCUUUUGAUUGUGAUGAUGUCGAAUAACUUUGCGGAGCUGAAGGGCACAGUGUUUAAGAAGUUCGACAAGAACAACCUCUACCAACUCACUUGUUCAGACGUCAGGGAGAGACUCCACUUAAUGGUGCUGCUGGUCAUAGUGUGUGUGCGUAAUCUGCGGGAACUGCACUGGGACGUGGUCUACUUAGGCCAGCUGCUGCCAGAGUUGGCACUGGUCGUAUUCUCUGAGAUAGUGGUCGACUGGGUCAAGCACUGCUUCAUCGCCAAGUUCAACGAGAUACCUGCCGAUAUAUACUCGGAGUACAGACUGAGUCUGGCUAUGGACUGGAUGUCGAGUAAGAAGAAGGACUCUGUGUCUGAGCACUGUGACGUAGUCACCCGCAAGAUGGGCCAUAACCCCAUCCCACUUGUCUGUGUUCUCUUCAAGACAUUCGACCAGAUUCUGUUGGGGGAUGUGUUGACGGUGUUGUGCAGCGUGGCAGUGAUUUUGCCAGUGAGUGUUGCCAUCAAAUUCACCACCAGCAUCACAGUCCUCAAACAGUCGUGCCGGAUCAUCAAAGGUCAUCGUGAAUCUCAGCGUGCUGAAACUUCAACUGCGAAGAGUCCAAGACACUCAGAGCGCAACUCGGUCAAUGCAACCCCAGUUCACAGUCAGAAUCAAACAUAUCAGGCGAACAACCCACACCAGCAGAAGACAACGACUAUCAGUGGCAGUAAUAGUGGAGUGAAUCUGCACAAUAGAUACACUCAUAGCCAGUCGUUGCCUGAUACGACUGCACAGUUGAUCACGGCGGAAGGAGACCCGGCUAAAACGGUUCUCUUCCGAGAACUAGACGAACUUCCGAGCCUCAGCCUCGACUACAUCCAGGUAACCCAAAGCAAUCCAUCAAUCAACGAAAGCAGUAAACAACGAGAAGACCUCCAACACUCGCCCGUAGAAAAUACACCUAUUUUGAGCGCCUCCUUAGAACAAUUAAAUCAAUCUGAAAUCGGACAGGGUCCACUGUUUACUGAAAAUAGUACAGUCGACUUGCCAGCGUAUCAACUGACGACUAGUGACGAUGAAAAAGACGAAAAUGAUGAGCGAUGUGAUUUGUUCAAUUUGUCGAAAUCAAAGAAGUUUUUGUCAAUUGACACAAUUGAAGCUAGCCAAUCAGAUGAUGAGUUGUUAAGACAGCAGAGUCGAGUUGUUCAUGCCAAAGCGGAAUAGUUUAUUAUAAAUUAUUCGUCCCAUUUUGUUGAUCCUAAUUUAUAUGCUUUAGAUAGUACACGAGCGAAAGGAAGUGUUAUGAUAUGGGAUGAGUUUCCCUUAUAAAAAUAACCCAAGUACACCAAACUUAUCGAAUAUCAAGUUCAAGCGCAACGUUAAGAGAGCUGGAUCACAAAAAAAUGAGUUCCCAUGUACGGUUGCCUCAGUGGCAGUACCCACGCCGUACAACCUCUGCCGCAAAUGUCAUCAAACGCAGCAUCAACACGUGUUUUUACAGUAGGAACGGAUGAAGCUAGUCAGGUCGUCACAACCCAUCUGGCACAAUAAACGAGAUCCUGCUAAUCAGAUCCGGCAUAGAAAGUUCCCCUGGGCCUGCAAUCUACACCUGCUCAACUUGUUAUUUAAGAAUAACGAGAGCACACAGAAGUGUUUGGUGCCACCUACGGGCGGGUUCACCAAUCGUGCGCAUCACUUCGUAAAACCUCGUGGUCCGAAGAUUAACUGCCAAAACUGCUCUUACUGCAAAAACAACUCACCUCUAUCUCUAUCUCAAACUCCCCAACCUAAAACCCCAACAAAUAUCAAAACACCCCAAGGAAGAACAACUAAUACGCCCCAACAAAAAACAACUAGAACGCCCCAACCAAGAACCCUCAUAAAACCCCUUUCAAGCAACCAAACAACAAAGAUUCAAACAUCAAAAUGUUGAAAAUAAACGCCAAUGGCCUGCGCCUGAAGUUAGAAAAAAAGAGUUAUAACAUUAUAAAUAUGUCUUUAAAUUCAUCAAUCAUACCGCAGAACUGGAGACUUGGAGAAAUAAUUCCACCUUAAAACGGGAAAAACAGAAGAGACGAAAAGUUACAGGCCGAUUGCACUCCUGUCUCCAGUUGCAAAGCUGAAAGAAUUUUACUAAAUGAGUUUUAAAACCUCAAACUUGCCGACCAUCAACAUGGCUUUAGGAAAAAUAGAUCCACGAACACUGCACUUAACUGCAUUGUUACUGACAUUAAAAAUGGUCUUAACCAACCGAGACCGCUGUUGAUCGCUCUUGAUCUUACCGCAGCUUUCGACAGAGUUGAUCAAGGUAUCUUGCUGCAAGACAUCCUUUCUAACUUAUCGAACAAUACUAAAAGAUGGAUCACACCAUAUUUACAAGGACGCGCUACUUAUGUAGAAGUUAGAUACAAAACCGAAAAAGCGACGAAUGAAACAACGGGUUCUUCAAGUAGGAGUAUUAUCGCCGGUCCUGUUUAAUAUCUACAUGUCCUCUAUGCCUUUCCCAUCAUCAAACAACAAAAAAUUACCACCUAUGCUGAUAACAUCACCAUUACUACAACAGGUCCUGAUAUCUCAAAACUAGAUACAACCGUCCAACCAUGUUUAAAAGAACUCUAGAACUGGAUGGAAAGUCGAAAUCUUUAACUUUUAGCCGACAAAACCACACCAACUGUCCUCACAAAUUGGAACAAACACAAAACUGAUGUCGGCAUGAAGGAGAAUUGGUUACCAACAGGCAAAAACCCAAAAUCCUGGCAACUUUUGAUAAUUUUGGUCUUUUAAAUACCACAUUAGUAACAUUAUGAACAAACUAAAAACGAGGAACAACUUACUGGAAAACUUUCUGGUACUAACUGUGGUUACAGUAUAGAAAUACUUUGUGUUACUUAUAAAGCUGUUGGACGUAGUGUUCUCAAUUAUGGUGCACAGGAAGAAAGUCGCCUUCCUCUUCGUACCAGAUACCUUCUUGCUCAACUGUGCUGCGGAUAUAACCCUCAUCUCAACAGCUACUUAUCGAGAAUCGAUGAAGACAACAAUAACUGUUUUUAUAGUCCUUGUGACGUACCUUUCCUUCUUAACUGUCCGGCCAUGGCAAUAACACUAAAAAUAGACGACCUGUGGAACCAACCUGUCGAAGUCGCAGACUGACUUCAAUUAUAAAAUCUGGACAGGAGUUUUGUAGGUUCAUCAGAAACCAACUAACAUUAGAAAUUUUUCUCGGUUCUCCGCACUAAAAAAGACUGCCCGCCAGAACCAGGCACGGGAUUUCGCUCGGUUCUCUUAAGCAAAACUGUUCCCCUAGAACAGAAGUUAACGCAGAACUGGAAUAGGGGGCUUUCCCGCUCUUAGCAAACCCUGGGAUUGCCACAAUCACUGUUUGAAAGACGAGACGAUGCGGCAAAUCAUUCUCCACAACUACGAUUGUAGCGUACUGAAAAUAAUCAAAAAAGCGAGUUGGGGCUGCAGAUGAAUCGAUGCUUGUAAGCAGCUACUAACAACGACACAAUAAUUAAUCAUAAAAAAAGACCAAUAAAAGAAACAAAAAAAAUCGUAUGUUCAUUCUUUAUCCAAAAAUUCAGCCAGAAAGAACCACACAAAACUUGCCACAUAAAUUUGUGGACAAACAGUCAAUUCAAAUUUGCAAAAAAAAAACAUUCUGAAAAACUUGAACAACGGAUUUGUUUCUCCAAAAAAAUUUGACACAUUGAAACAAUAGACUAUGCCAUCAACUUGAGUCGAUUUCGAAUGAAAUGGCUCAAUCCUAAUUGACAAUCAACAGAUAAUAAAAGAAAUUAAUUUCACGCACUUUUCGACCAAAAAAAUCAGAGCAAUGGAUCCGAAAAAAAUUGUAAAUGCUUGUAAAAAAAAUUUCAUUUUAUUUUUUCUCUACGAAAUUUUUGGAGUGGGCAAAAACUAGGAAAACAUGCAUUCAAAUUACCCUUUGGAAAAUCAAGAAAAAAUUACUGAAAAAGUCGACAAACAAAUACAGAAAUAACCUGACCCGGCGAGUAAACCGACAAAAAUUGGGACCAAAUAAAAAAAACGAUUAAAAAUCAAUUUUCAGCUGUGGACCCCAGUAUUCGUUCUUGCGGGGCAAGAAGUUUAGAAUAUCCGCGAUACCUGCACCAGGAAGGCUGAGGAUAUUGAAAUUUGGGAAAGUUAGAUUCUUCAAUUGUGAGUCUCCGAUCAGCAAGUGUUGCGACGACGAUUUCUUGAAUAUGUGAAAUCUCAUUGGUUUUCACCCAUCCACGGCUAGGAACGGACGGGACUUUGGUACUACUAUGAUAGAGUGGUCCCUCGAAAAAGCAACUAUCAUAGACAGGUCCCGCAUGCAUUUCGCAUGUUAUAAUUUUGAAAACUAAU